Messenger RNA from Macroventuria anomochaeta, 1601 nucleotides. RefSeq lists its product as uncharacterized. The transcript has 3 exons. The record is from RefSeq and is a predicted model, not a curated record. The coding region runs from base 52 to 1479 and encodes 475 amino acids. Lineage: Eukaryota; Fungi; Ascomycota; Dothideomycetes; Pleosporales; Didymellaceae. Gene Ontology annotation, biological process: maturation of LSU-rRNA from tricistronic rRNA transcript (SSU-rRNA, 5.8S rRNA, LSU-rRNA). Gene Ontology annotation, cellular component: nucleolus. Gene Ontology annotation, molecular function: RNA binding.
GAGGACUCAAAUCAACACCUCACAACACACAGCAGCCCUCACACAUUCACAAUGGCCGCUGCAGACGUUGCAAGCAAGAAGCGCAAGGGCGCAUUGGACGCUGCGCCCAAGGCGAAGAAGCCCAGAAAAUCGGACGACAUUGCUGCCCCCACAAAGCCCGCCAAAUCUCCCAAAGUUGCCAAAGCUGCGCCCGCACCUGCUGCUGAGAAGCCCGCGAAGAAGUCUGCGCGCAAGCAAGCCGAAGACUUUUUCUCUGACAACGAGGCCCUCGCAGCGAAGCCCACGAAAGCUACCAAGGGAAAGAAGAAGGCCGAGCCUGUUCCCGAGGCCAAUGGUGAUGAGGACGAGAGCAUGCUCGACUUUGACGUGAUCGAGGCGAAGAAGGAUACACCCAAGAAGGAGGCACCGAAAGCAAAGGCUACCAAGGCGAAGAAGGGCAAGAAGGAGCCCGUAGCAGAACCCAAGCCCGUCGAGGAGGAGGAGGAGGAGGAGGAGGAGGUCGUCGAGGCACCCAAGGCUAAGGCCACAAAGGCGAAGAAGGGAAAGGCGGCGCAGGAGGAGCCAGUAGAGGAGGUUGCUGAGGUCGACGCGGUCAUCACCGAGGAUGGCGAUGUCGAGGAUGCAGCAGAGGAGGACGACCAGACGGCCGCGCUCCUCGCCGGCUUUGGUAGCGACGACAGCGAUAGCGAGAACGAUGUCGACUUCCCCGAAGACUCAGCCGUCGUCCCCAAGCUCACAAAGUCGCAAAAGAAAGCCAUCGCCAAAGCCAAAGACACACCCAAGGCCACCGAGCCAGGCGUGGUCUAUAUAGGUCGCGUCCCCCGAGGCUUCUUCGAGCCCCAAAUGAAAAAGUACUUCGCGCAAUUCGGCCGCGUUCUCAACCUGCGCCUAUCCCGCAACAAGAAAACUGGCGCCUCCAAGCACUACGCCUUCGUCGAAUUCGCGUCCGCCGAAGUCGCCGACAUCGUCGCCCGCACAAUGAACAACUACCUCAUGUUCGGCCACAUCCUCAAGUGCGCGCUGAUCCCCAAGGAGCAGGUGCACGAGAACCUGUUCAAGGGGGCGGGGACCAGGUUCAAGGUUGACCCACGGAAUAAGAAGGCUGGGUUGGCCAUGGAGAGGGGCGCGGAGCGCGAGGUAUGGGAGAAGAGGGUGCAGAAUGAGAACAAGCGCCGGAGUGGGAGGAAUAAGGCGCUGAAGGAGGAGUUUGGGUAUGAGUUCGCUGCGCCCAGCGUGAAGGCUGUGAAGGAUGUGAAAGCCGGAAAGCAGCUCGAGAUUGAAGCGAGCGAGCCCCAGCAGUUGUUGACCGAGACAGCGGCGCCGACCGAGGCGAAGGGCAAGAAGGGCAAGAAGACCGCGAAGGCCGCGGAGCCUGAGCCCGUUGCUGAGGAGAAGGUCGAAGCCGCACCCAAGGCGACGGCGAAGAAGCCUGCUGCUGCUGCCCCGAAGGCGAAGAAGGCGAAGAAGGCUAAGGCUUAGAAUCCUGACCCUUAUACCGCUGGAGAGUACGCGAGAGAGUGGCUAUGCGAGCGAGUGGCUUCGACGUGUAUAGCUACCUCAGUAUCUUGUUCCUGUCAUGCGUGUUUCCACGGAUACCAUAG